GCAGCAAAACACUGCGAAAGGCGCGAUGGUGACGUAAUUUUAAUGAGACGGAAGUUUACCGAUACAACGUCGAUGACUGUCAUCCAAAUUUCUUUUUAAAAUAUUCCCAAGGCGACAAGAGUUAAGAUAUUGAGGAACGUCUCCUUCUUAAACAGUAAAAGAUGCACGGUCGAGUGAAGGUAAAGUCCACAGCCCAGCAGGAGGAGGAGAAAAGAAAGGAACGGGAAAAGAAAUUGAAGAUAUACACAGCAGCACGAGAUGCCUGUUUUUCCAAGAGGAAAGAGGGUAUUUGCGACGAAGAAGCCCUCCACUUGACCCAGCAGCUGCUAUCAUCGAACCCUGACUUUGCAACACUUUGGAAUUACAGGAGAGAGAUCCUCAUGCACCAGGAAACCGUCAAAGACGAGUGUGAAGUACAAAAGAUGUACCAGACCGAGCUGUCUUUUCUGGAGUCUUGCCUGAAAGUCAACCCAAAGUCAUACGGCAGCUGGCAUCAUCGAAGCUGGGUCUCGGAACGUGUGCCUCAAAUGGACUGGGCCCGGGAGUUGAGCCUGUGCGACCGCUGCCUCAGCUUAGAUGACCGCAACUUUCACUGCUGGGAUUACCGGCGGAUCGUCGUGAAGAAAUCCGCUGUCCCCGUGGGAAAGGAGUUGGAGUUCACUGAUCGUCUCAUCGGCUCCAACUUUUCCAACUACUCCAGCUGGCAUUACCGCAGUACCCUGUUGCCCCUUCUCCACCCGCAGUCCCCCGAAUCCGCCCCCCCGACGGGCUCCUCGCCUCCCUCGCCGCAGAACCACUCCCAUCGCGUCUGUGAAGAGCAGCUGCUCAAAGAAUAUGAGCUGGUGCAGAACGCUUUCUUCACCGACCCCAACGACCAGAGUGCUUGGUUUUAUUAUCGUUGGCUUCUAGGCAGAGCCGAGCGUGAAGAGAUGAUUAGUUGUGUGUUCAUCAGCCGCGAUGAAGAGAGGGUGGCUGUUGCCUUUUCGAGGCCGGUCCAGGCGCAGUCCGGUGGGCUGCUGCUUGUGCUGGAUGGUCAGCCGCUGCAAGUGGACUGGAGAAGCAUCCACCCACGAUUUAAACAUAGUUCCGUCUGGAUAUGCGAUCUUCCUCCAGGGUCCAUCAACAACAUCGCUAAUGAACACAAUCUGAUGGUGCACUGGCCCGAAAAACACACUCGGCGAGAUUGCACCAUGUACACAGGUCGAAAUGAGAGUUGGUGUCGUGAUUCCGCCACCGAUCAGGAGCUCUUCAGGAGUGAACUCUCUGUGGAAAAGAGUUCCGUGUUGCAGUCUGAGCUACAAUCAUGUAACCAGCUGCUAGAACUGGAGCCGCUCAAUAAGUGGUGUUUGCUCACCAUUAUCCUGCUGAUGAGGGCGCUAGACCCCCUUGGCUACGAAAAGGAGACGCUCGCUCAUUUCCAAACUCUCAAAGAAGUGGACUCCAUGCGCUCAGCCUAUUACAGUGACCUGUGCAGCAAAUUUAUGAUCGAAAACACCAUUUUGAAAAUGGAGUAUGCUGAAGUGCGCGUCUUCAGCGUCUCCAACAAGAACCUGACAACCUUGUGCCAUUUGGACCAGCUGCUCCUCAUCACUCACAUCAAUCUGUCCUCUAAUCAGCUGCGCCGCAUUUCCUUUCACUUCUCCAUGUUACAGUGCCUGAAGGUGUUGGAGGCUGAAAACAACUGCAUAGAAAAUUUAGAAGGAGUCUACUGCCUGCCCAAACUGGAAGAGGUCCUCUUGAAGAAUAACAACAUUGCCACGCUGGCAGCGCUCCGGCCGCUCGCCACCUGCCCCAAGCUGCGGCGUCUCGAUCUCCGCGGCAACCCCGUCACUCAGAACGCCGACGCCGAGUCGCAUCUCGCGGAGCUUCUGCCUUCCGUGGCGUGCCUCCUGCUCUGAUGCGCCGCCGGCGGGCGGCGGGCCCGUCACUCAAGGAUGACGCCGCCGCCGCUGGCGGCUGGUUUGUAAAGGAGUGAGUGGAUAAUUUUUUUUUUUUAACAAGUGAGCUGUCACUUCCACUUGUUUGGUGGAAAUUUGAUCAAAACAGCCCCCACUCGUCUGAAUGCCUCUGAAGGCGGAUAUCAAAACACCUAUAAUGAAAAGUCUGUGUUGUUCGUGCGUGUGUGUGUGGUUGAGUCAUAACUGCUUUUUUUCCCUCAAAAUGUGUGAAUGAAGCUCUAUUAAUACCUCCAAAUGCAUGAUGCAAAAGCUGCAAUAAUGGAAAUACUGUAAUUGACAGUGUGUGGAUGGAUCCGCGCAAUCACGUUUAUAAGCUUGUGAGACACUUAAAGCAACGGUAAGAAACGGGAAUGGCGCUUCAUGCGGUGUGACGAUACGAGCAGGGCUCAAUGUGACUGAGUUCUGCAGUUCUUAAAUGUUUUCCAAUGAGUGCCAUCAUAAAAAAAAAAACUAUACUCCACAACGUCAAAAUGCAGUGGCAAUGAAGGCAUUUCAAUGUUCAUCAGAAAUGAGUACGUUGAGCAUUCUUGUAAGCCACUCCAACAUGCUGCAGUUUGUCAUGUUCAAAUGGAGGGGGAAAAUAUUCUGUUCAAAUGUAUUGCGCACAUUACAUAUAGUGCUGAAAUGUUUCAAAAGAAAACGUUCACACGAUUAAAUGCAAAUUAAUUGAACCUAAAGGUUAAAUACAAGUGAACUGUGAACUUCGGCAGUGAUUUUUUUCUUACCACUAGGGGGAGUUCGAGUACGACUAGUUGUUAGAAAACCACUAAAGGGUUGACUGCAGUUAUACUUGAAGCCUUUUGCCCCGAUGAGGGACCGACCCCUUCAGGAAAUCGUGAAACGCCAUAAUUUAAUGCCCCUCUCAAGAUAUUUAUAAAUAACUGCUUAUAUUAAUAGUGUAAUUGGGAAAUAUACCACAAACUAUCAUGCAAAAUUACGAACAUUCUAAACCCAUUGACACACAAAGCUUGCGUCUCACUUUGGUCUUAUAUUCGGUUAGUGAAUAGUGAACCUAAAACGUGCUGGGGGGGGAGGGGUGGAGUUGCUUAUCAAGUCUGUUCACAAUCUUUUUUAGUUAGGCUCCUUACAAACACAAACAAAAGGGCUCAUUAGGGUCGUCACUCACUGCUCUGUUUGAAACCACACAAUGACAGGAGAAAAUGUGGAAAAUAAAGAAGCCAAACCAGUGAUUGUAUGGGAUUAAAAAAAAAAAAAUCGAAACCAACUCAUGCCCCAUGGGCCAUAACCAGCCUGCCAGAGCAUGGAUCCAACUGGACAUAAUAUUUCAAAAAUAUCCAAUAUUAAUGAAAGAAAAAGUAAAAAAAAGGUCCCAAAGCAUCUCUCCAUUUAUUUUCGGUUGCACUUGCACUCGUUAGGGUCAGAUGAAAGCUGAAAAUGCAUAAUGCAGGUUUUUAAAAUAGUUGUAUCAGUACCAAAACUGAUUAAAACACAUUACAUUACUUUAACCUUCCUUUUACAACAUUAACAUUCCUGGGUCAAUAUGACCCGUCAUUGGAAAAGUGAAACUAAAAUCACCUCACUUUGGAUUUUCAACAUUAUGUUUACACUUUGAUAGCCACGUUUUUUUAAAAGACAGAAACUCUUUGCAUUUGGUUAAUUUUACCACCAAUAUGACAGAAGGUUGGAGUGGGUCAGUUUGACCUUUUAGGUCAGAAACGGGUGGGGGUGGGUGUUAGAAUCCUAAUCAACAUUCUUGGACACGUGUUAACUCAGUUAUUCUCAGUUUCUCUCAAUAUCUUUUUGUUGCUUCCGUCUAUUCAGCCACCAGACGUUUUAAAAAACCAGCUUUGCAAUGGGUCAAUUUGACCCAUUACCCAUAAAUGUCAGAAAUGGAAAAGAAAAUCUCAUUCACUCCAUUACUCAUCACCGCAAUCACUAUGUAUAGUUGGAAUGUUAGUGUUAAUGCUAAUCCAUGGCCUGGAUCAGUUUUCUGAAUCUGAAUCUGAAAAUAUCCGGCAAUGGCCAGACGCACACAAAAACGUGAUUUGCACAUUUCUUAUUGUUGCUUUAAUAUCUGUGGCCUAUAACUGAUGAUUGUGGCGUUGCCUACUUGUCACGUGUCAUGCACUACCAAACCGCUCUGUGGCGCAAAACAUUUAUUGUACAUGUCGGGGAUGAAGCUCCCCUGUCGCCACAGAUCUAUAACGGAACAUUAAAUGGUGUCACUUGCCUUAA
Messenger RNA from Hippocampus zosterae (dwarf seahorse), 4154 nucleotides. It is a transcript of the gene rabggta, whose product is annotated as Rab geranylgeranyltransferase subunit alpha. Gene Ontology annotation, cellular component: Rab-protein geranylgeranyltransferase complex; cytoplasm. Bases 162 to 1898 code for a protein of 578 amino acids. Gene Ontology annotation, biological process: protein geranylgeranylation. NCBI's taxonomy places the organism in Eukaryota, Metazoa, Chordata, Actinopteri, Syngnathiformes, Syngnathidae. The transcript is spliced from 17 exons. Gene Ontology annotation, molecular function: zinc ion binding; Rab geranylgeranyltransferase activity. The record is from RefSeq and is a predicted model, not a curated record.